AUGCCAGAAAGUGAUUCCUCCUCACCUUCAAAUUCUUCCUCUUCUUCAUCAGCAUUUUCUUCAAUAUCCAAUAAUAAAAAACAUUUUACUUUUCAACGUUCCUCAACAGAAACUUUAGCCAAUUCAAAUACUUUCUCUUUAGCACAUCCACAACAAAUAAAAAGUCCUAGAUGUAAAUUGCCGCCACUUCCUCCUCCUCUUCCAAACAACAACAAAAAUAUUCCGGUGCCUUCAUUUACAAAAAGUCCCCCCAAAUCAGUUGCUUUUCAAUCUCCAAAAUAUUUUAUUUCAAGAAAUAUAAGUACUCCCUCAUGUUGUUAUGGAAGUAGUGAAAUAUAUGAGGAAUUAGCAACAGAUUAUCAAGAAGAUAUUGCAGAACCUCCUUAUUUAAAAAGAUUAGUCAACAACAGAUUACCUCCCCCAAUUACUCGACCACCACCUUUACCUCCAGAACAAUUUAACAAUAAUUGUUGUUGUGAAAAAGAAACAGAAAAUAGUCAUGGAAAUGGAAGGGAAGAAGGAAUUAAACAAAAAAUAAAUAAUUUUGGAAAUAAUUGUAAAAGUGAAAAUAAAUUUCCAAUAAAAACACCUCCUCCAAACAAUACUCUUCCAAAAUGGAUGUCUACAGAAAAUGAAAAACAAAAUAAAGGAAUGUUAUCCUCCCCAAAUAUUUGGACAUCAACAAAAGAAAAUAAUGAAUAUAUUUGUAGACAAAAAAGAACUUAUGUUUAGA
Meloidogyne enterolobii is the source of this 733-nucleotide messenger RNA. The record is from the annotation of a GenBank genome assembly. Lineage: Eukaryota; Metazoa; Nematoda; Chromadorea; Rhabditida; Meloidogynidae.